Messenger RNA from Closterium sp. Naga37s-1, 462 nucleotides. The record is from the annotation of a GenBank genome assembly. Lineage: Eukaryota; Viridiplantae; Streptophyta; Zygnematophyceae; Desmidiales; Closteriaceae.
AUGCGCGAAUUGCGGCGCCGGCGCGCGGCCCAGUCCUCCAACAGCCAAUCAGACCCUGCCAGCAAGGCACCCGGCGCAGAAGCGGGGAGCGGAGGGGCGGGGGGAAGUGGCGCGGGAGGGGGGCCGGGAAUGCGCGACCAGCGGGCGGUUUCUAACGCGCUCAAUAGUGAAGGGCUCGAGGGCCUGCCGGCACGAGCAGCUGAGCUGCUGAAGCUGGGAGUCUCCUUCUACCUGCCGCUCUGGCCCUUUGCUCUCGCCAUUAUCACUGUCUUCACCGCUAUGUACCUGUUCCUGGGAUCCGGCUUUGUGCAUCCGGGCAAGAGUUACGGGGAGGGCCGGCAACCCCCAAGCUACAUCGACCCUUACGCACUGCUGGAGGAGGAAGAGAAGUACAUGGAGCGCAUUCCUUAUGAUAUGAGCACUUAUCUAAAAGAUAACUAUGACCCGGAGUUGGAUGGGUGA